Messenger RNA from Siniperca chuatsi (mandarin fish), 2085 nucleotides. It is a transcript of the gene ech1, whose product is annotated as enoyl CoA hydratase 1, peroxisomal. Bases 356 to 1252 code for a protein of 298 amino acids. NCBI's taxonomy places the organism in Eukaryota, Metazoa, Chordata, Actinopteri, Centrarchiformes, Sinipercidae. The record is from RefSeq and is a predicted model, not a curated record. Gene Ontology annotation, cellular component: mitochondrion. The transcript has 10 exons. Gene Ontology annotation, molecular function: delta(3,5)-delta(2,4)-dienoyl-CoA isomerase activity.
CGUUUGAGCCCCGUCGGCCACCGUAUGACGCUGUUCAGGACGGAGGUUGAGCUAAGCUAAGCUAAGCUAAGCUAAGCUAGCUAAGGAGGGGUUGUUAUUGGUCACUGUUAUAUUGGCUGGGCUGCAACCUGUAUCUUAUUUUUUGCUAUAUAUAGCAGUAUUUUAUUUCCGCUGCUUUCUGUACGUUUGUUGGCGUGCAACCUGCUAACUUUACCACCAAAGACUUUUGGUAAGACAGUUGUUAAUAACUAGCUAGCGUUAGCUAAUCAGCGUCUAAGGUGCGUUAAUAGCGCACUGAGCUACAGAGACAUCAGGCAGCGGGUUGUGGCUGCCCAUUCAGGCUGCGGUCAGGACCAUGUCGUCUUCAGGUGGUCCCAUCUCUCCUUUCACCACCCUGGCCAUCAGUCACCCAGCAGAGUCCGUCACACACGUAGAGCUUCACCGUCCUGAGAAACGCAACGCCAUGAACAAAGCUUUCUGGAGUUUACCCGACAAUGACAGGAACCUCUGGGUUUUUUCUCCCAGUGAGAUGGUGGAUUGCUUUAAUGAGAUAGCUGGGGACCCAGACUGCAGAGUGGUGGUGGUUUCUGGAGCGGGGAAGCUCUUCACAGCCGGUAUUGACCUGAUGGACAUGGCCAGCGACGUACUCCAACCAGAGGGCGACGACACGGCCAGAAUUUCCUGGAACAUCAGAAAAACAAUCGCCAAGUAUCAAGAGACGUUCUCCGUCAUAGAGAGGUGUCCAAAGCCUGUUGUGGUGGCCGUCCAUGGAGCCUGUAUUGGGGGAGGUGUUGACCUGAUCACCGCCUGUGACAUUCGCCUGUGUACCCAGGACGCCUGGUUUCAGGUAAAGGAAGUUGAUAUUGGACUUGCCGCAGACGUUGGAACUCUCCAGAGACUUCCUAAAGUCAUCGGCAGCCGCAGCCUAGCGAAUGAGUUGGCUCUGACCGCCAGAAAGAUGUACGCCGAUGAAGCCAAGAGCAGUGGACUGGUCAGCCGAGUGUUUGCAGAUAAGGAGGCGAUGAUGGCCGGAGCGCUGGAGAUGGCCGGGGAGAUCGCUGGUCGCAGCCCUGUAGCGGUGCAGGGCACCAAAAUCAACCUCAUCUAUGCUAGAGACCACAGUGUAGCAGAGGGACUGGACUACAUGGCUACCUGGAACAUGAGCAUGCUUCAGACUCAAGAUGUGAUGAAAUCAGCUCAGGCGUCCAUGGAGAAGAAGAGCCCCAAGACGAUAGCUUUCUCCAAACUUUAAACCUCACUGAGGCAAGGUUCAGACAUAACACUAAAGCUGCUAUUUUAUUCCUCCAUUGUGGCCUUUCGAGGAAUCUGUGGCUAUGAGACUGAGAGGCUUGAAACCACUGUUGGAAAUAUGAUUAGGUCAGACAGUCCUUGGGAUUUGUAUUUUUGUGUAUCUGUAAGUGACUUACUGGAUGUUUUUGUUUUUUAAACAACAACUCAUCUGACAGUGACUGAUUUAAAGUAUCAAUAGUAAUCUAUUUGCUAAAAUAAUUUUGCAACAUCUUGCAACGGAAGUGCUGAUUCAGCCUGCAGAACUUGAGUGAAAAAAAAAAAAAGUAGACUCAAAUAACUUAAAAUGCUUUAUUAAUAAAACUUUACAAAAAUAAUUUAAAUCUACACAAGUAGAACUUGGACACAUUCAAAGCCAAUCACUGCAGAGGCUGCUUGGCACGAAGUUUCUGUAAGGUUUUCUGUGAAGAGAAAAAUAUUUUUCAAUCAACUCCAACUCAGAAUUCAUGCAACUACAACAACAUUGUUUGGUGCCCGCAGUUCUCUAAUAAGUGUAUAUAUUCUUUAAAAACUUGUUUUACCUUGUGGAACUCCUUGGCCUUCAGUCUGUUUUUUGCAUAAGCUUCCUGUCUGCUCUUGAUUGCUUUCUGAUGCUUCACCUCAUCCAGCUGCUCAUACAGUCUGCAGAAACACAUGAUUGCCCACAGAUACAUUGCACCAUUGUUGUUUUGUGAAUGCCACAUCUUUUGGAUGUAAUUCAAGCAACCAAAUUUUAGGUUUAACCCUUCAAAAAUCACUCUUCUUUGUAAGAAGAAAAAUAAAUCUAUGGCUGAAAGA